Osmia lignaria (orchard mason bee) is the source of this 1015-nucleotide messenger RNA. Lineage: Eukaryota; Metazoa; Arthropoda; Insecta; Hymenoptera; Megachilidae. The record is from RefSeq and is a predicted model, not a curated record.
UCUUGUUCUUCUUGUACGAUCGCUCAACGUGUCAACACGUGUCACGCUGUCCUCGCAGAUCAGUACAAGUGUUCGGUGUUUCAGUCCACGCGGCGCUGAACUUUCAGCCCGCGCAUUUCGCAGCUGUUUAGUCUACGCGUGUUAAUUCGGUGUUAAAAUUAGUUAAGUAGCACAUAAGUGUAAAUAGUUGUACAGUUUCAGAACACGCGUGACUUUGUAAAUACUAUAUUUUCUUCUUUGUAAAUAAACAUUUGUGAUCGUUACGCGGGCGUGUUAUUUCUGACCACGCUGACCACGCAAAAUACGCAACAAAGUGAAACGCGGAAUCUGAACACGUGUUCGUCGAGGUUAAGUGCGCAGUACGAAGAGACUAACCGAGAAUGAUGACAACGAGUGUCGCCCGAAUAGAAACGCUAACGCGUGAUAAUUAUGACACGUGGAAAAUGCAGAUGCGAGCAUUGUUAAUAAAAAACGACGCGUGGACAUAUGUUAGUGGUGAAAGUGAAAUGCCUGAACGGAAGAAAAACAACGAAGCAUCGGAGGCAGCGUACAAGGCCUGGAAAAGAAACGAUGAAAAAGCUAAAUCGGACAUUAUAUUAUCAAUAAGUGCUUCAGAACUAAAGCAAGUGAAAUCGUGUGAGACGUCGCACGAAAUGUGGAGGAGACUGGGAGAAAUAUAUCAAUCCAGAGGACCUGCCAAGAAGGCAACUUUGCUGAAAAGACUAUUACUUCAUAAAAUGAAGGAAGAAGAAGACAUCCAUACGCAUUUAGUCUAAUAACAGCACCAUCAAUAAUAAGAGAAGCUAAAUAAAAGUACAGAGAGGCGGAGAGGCGAGUAAGGUGGAACAGGAGAAUAAGGCGGAGGAAAGGGGUUAUGGUGAGGCGCCUCCAUUAACCCACUAUGACGAAGAUGAAGCAUUGAGAAGAAGAGAAAAUGAAAAAGGUAAUGAAUCUAAUAAAAGAAUAGUAAAACAUGAUAUGAUCAAAUUGUAGGAAAGUAGCCCUGGGAAAAUAA